Asparagus officinalis (garden asparagus) is the source of this 4992-nucleotide messenger RNA. Its product is annotated as endoribonuclease Dicer homolog 3a. Gene Ontology annotation, biological process: siRNA processing. The transcript has 25 exons. The coding region runs from base 77 to 4834 and encodes 1585 amino acids. Gene Ontology annotation, cellular component: nucleus; cytoplasm. The record is from RefSeq and is a predicted model, not a curated record. Gene Ontology annotation, molecular function: protein binding; ATP binding; ribonuclease III activity. Lineage: Eukaryota; Viridiplantae; Streptophyta; Magnoliopsida; Asparagales; Asparagaceae.
GGCGGCAAAGAAGCGGAAGCUCUCAACCAAAGAUUUCGAGCCAAGAAGUUACCAAGUAAAAAUUUACGAAGAGGCAAUGAAGGAGAACACCAUAGCUGUUCUCGACACAGGGUCAGGCAAGACGAUGAUCGCACUUAUGCUGAUCCAGGAGCUGGCGAAGGAUCUUGGUGUUGGAGAGGAGAAAAAAAGGGUCAUCGUUUUCCUUGCGCCCACUGUUCAUCUUGUUCACCAGCAAUAUGAAGUGAUCAAGGCUCAAACCAACUUGAGUACUGCACAGUACUGCGGUGCAUUGGUCAUGGAUCACUGGAAUUCUGAAUCGUGGGAAAAAGAGAUCUCUGCUCACAAGGUGAUUGUUAUGACCCCCCAAAUAUUGUUAGAUGCCCUGAGGAAAGCAUUCUUGACACUGGAUAUGAUCCGACUAAUAAUAUUCGACGAGUGUCAUCGUGCUUCGGGGAACCAUCCGUAUGCCAAAAUAAUGAAGGAAUUUUAUUGCAAGACUGUGCAUAAGCCUACAAUUUUUGGAAUGACAGCAUCCCCUCUUAUAAGAAAAGGUGUCUCAUCUGUAAUGGAUUGUGAAGGUCAACUUUCCCAACUUGAAAGCAUUUUAGAUUCAAAGAUAUAUACAGUGGAUGAUAGAAGUCAAACCUAUCAUUUCGUAACAGCUAAAGAAGUCAAUCGGUACUUUGAUCAGAAGUUGGUUUUUCAUGAUGACCUGAAAAUACAACUGGGAUCACUAUUGGUCGAGCUGAGUGCUUCACUGGCUCAUCUACAAGACUCACGAUCAUGCCAAUUCAGGGAUGCUGAAGAUAUUCUUAACAAAUUAAAAAAGGAUUGUUCGAGUUGGCAUGGAAAAAUCUGCCAUUGUCUUGAUGAUCUUGGUCUAAUUUGUGCCACCCAGGCUGCUAAGGUCUACCCAGAAUCUGUUCAGCUUCCAUGUCCUACAAAAAGCGGCAAUUUUUUUGCAGAAAGUGUUUCUUUGUGCAAAUAUUUCCUGGAGAAGGUGAUGCAUGCGAUUGAAGAUCGUUUGACACAGGGUUAUGAAAUGCUUCUUAAAACUGAACAGGGGUGGCUCAAUGCAAUACAGUUGGGCUACAUCACACCCAAGCUGUUUGAACUACUGCAAAUUCUGAAAACGUUUCCAUCUAAUCAAGUUCGAUGCCUUGUUUUCGUGGAAAGGAUCAUUACAGCUACAGUUAUACAACAUUUUAUUAAGAAAAUCAGUUACUUAUCGCAUCUAAAAGUUUCUUAUUUGACUGGAGGGAGUAAUUCUGCAGAGGCAUUAACUCAAAAACUGCAAAAGGAAACUUUGGAAUUAUUUCGAUCUGGAAAGGUAAAUUUAGUAUUCACCACCAAUGUAGCUGAAGAGGGUCUUGACAUUCCAGAAUGCUCCUGUGUGAUACGAUUUGACCUGCCAAAAACAGUUUGUAGUUAUGUUCAGUCACGUGGACGAGCUCGCCAAGCUGGUUCUCAUUAUAUCAUCAUGCUUGAGCGGGGAAACAUUCAACAAAGGGAUUUGUUAUUUAGUAUCAUCAGGAGUGAGCACUCGAUGAUGGAUACUGCUUUAAAUAGAAACUCUAUUUCCCUCGUCCGAAAAUUGCCUAAGGAUAACGAGAUGGAGGCAUUCCGUGUUCAUUCAACUGGGGCAACAAUAACAAUUGAUUCCAGUGUUGGUCUUAUAUAUAGAUAUUGUGAAAAGCUGCCUAAAGACAAGUAUUACUCUCCUAGACCAAACUUUCAAUAUAAUACUCAUGAUGGAUCUUCCGAGUGUACAUUAAUUUUACCUCCAGGUGCUGCUUUUCAAAAGUUAGUUGGCCCGCUUUGUCGAAAUAAUCAGAAAGCAAAGCAGCUUGUAUGUUUGGAUGCCUGUAAAAAACUGCACCAACUGGGGGCGCUUGAUGAUCAUCUUGUUCCUAUUAUUGAAGAGACUCUGGAUAUUGAACUGAGUAAAGGAGAUAAGAAAUCUGCUGCUGGUGCAGGAACAACAAAAAGAAAAGAACUACAUGGCACGGUCCCCAUAUCUGCUUUAUCAGGAGAUUGGGUGCACCGAAAGGUUGGUGUCACUUUGCAGGGAUAUAAGUUCAAUUUCUUAUGCAAUAAACCUGAGCAAAAAUAUAGUAGUUUUGUUCUACUGGUCGAUGCUGCGCUGGAUAAAGAUGUUGCCUGUGUGGAAAUUGAUCUUUACUUAGUCGACAAGAUGGUCAAAACUUCUGUCUCUCCAUGUGGGUCAAUUCAUUUGGAUGCGGAACAGGUAGAGCAAGCAAAACGCUUCCACGAACUGUUUUUCAAUGGUGCCUUUGGGAAGCUUUUUAAAGGAUCAAAGUCAUCAGGAGAACCCCGACAACUGCUAUUCAAUGAAGAUAGAAGCCUAUUGUGGAAUAUGUCGUAUAUGUAUAUGCUUCUGCCCCUUGUGUCUCCUUGUGAAGAUCAAGACACUGUAAGAAUCAACUGGAAUGGGAUCCGAGAUGCUGCUUCCGUGGUUGAUUUUUUAAUAGCUAGCAAUGUGCCCAAAGCGAAGAACUUUUGUGACGCCGAAGUUGAUGCUUCACUGGUUUCUGAAAAAUCAGAUGCGACGGAUAGCUGUAUACUAGACAUGAUUCACCUGGCAAAUAAAACAGUACAUUAUCAAAAGGUUAAAUAUAUGGUAGUAAUGGGAAUCCAUACGGGGAAGUUAUACUCCAUUAUUGAUGUACAAGCCGGAAUGUCCGCUGAUAGUCCAUUUGAGGUACCUGAUUUUGCGACAUUUACAGAGUACUUCUCCAAAAAGUAUGGGAUUGUGCUUCAGCAUCCAGGACAACCAUUAUUACUUUUAAAGCACAGCCAUAAUCCACACAAUCUUCUAUCUUCAAACAUUAAAUUCGAAGGAAACUCGGCUUCUAAGAAAACAAAAAGUGCCAACCUUUAUGUAAAAAGGGCACCAAAUAAUGUGCACAUGCCUCCAGAACUUUUAGUUCACAUUAAUUUACCAUUAGAUGUUCUGAAGUCUCUGUAUUUGCUUCCUUCUUUAAUGCACCGGAUGGAGUCCUUAAUGCUAGCCUGUCAACUGAGAAGGGAGAUCGCUUUUCAGUCUUCUGAUUCUUGUAUAUCAAGUACCCUGAUUUUGGAAGCAAUCACAACUUUAAGAUGUUGUGAGGAUUUCUCUUUAGAGCGUUUGGAACUUCUUGGGGAUUCUGUUCUGAAGUAUGCUCUGAGCUGUUAUCUGUAUUUGAAAUUUCCAGAAAAACAUGAGGGGCAAUUAUCUUCCCGUAGGUCAUAUACAGUUUGUAAUGCGAUGCUUCAUAAACUGGGAGUCAACCGCAAUCUUCAGGGGUACAUUCGAGAUGCUGUGUUUGAUCCUCGCCGUUGGGUUGCCCCUGGUCAACUUACUAAUCGGCCUUACCCAUGUAAAUGUGAAGUUUCUGAAGUGCCAUGCAAAAUCGUUCACACAGACAAUGAUAAUUCUAUCGUGAUAGGAAAAGCUUGUGAUGGGGGUCAUAGGUGGAUCUGCUCCAAGACUAUCUCGGAUUGUGCUGAGGCUUUGAUUGGAGCUUAUUAUGUUGGUGGUGGGUUAAGUGCAGCAGUUGCGAUGAUGAAAUGGCUUGGAAUUGAUGUGGAAUGUGGGCCUGAAUUGAUCAAGAAAUCCAUAACAUCCACAUGUUUUACUUCAAAAUCUGAUGAGAUAGAAGCUCUAGAGGUAAAACUUGGCUAUGAAUUUAUGGUUAAAGAUCUUCUAUUGGAGGCAAUUACACAUGGUUCUCAGCAAGAAAUAGGAAUAAACUACUGCUACCAGCGGCUUGAAUUUCUUGGUGACGCCGCACUAGACUUGGUCAUAACAUGGCAUCUGUUUCAAACUUACAAAGAUAUUGAUCCUGGAGAAUUAACUGAUUUAAGAUCAGCAUCAAUUAGCAAUGAAAGCUUUGCUCGAUGUGCAAUCAGGCAUAAGCUUCAACAGCAUCUUCAGCACUCUUCAGGUUUAUUGUCAGAACAAAUAACAGAAUAUGCCAUGCGAUUGGAAGAAGCCAGAGAGGAUGAUGAUUUGUCUUCAUUGAAUGGUUUACCAAAAGGCCCUAAGGUACUUGGGGACAUGGUUGAGAGUAUAGCUGGUGCUAUACUACUAGAUGUGAAUCUCGAAUUAAAUAAAGUUUGGGAAAUUUUUAAACCAUUACUUUCUCCCAUUGUAACACCUCGUAAUCUUGAGCUACCUCCUGUUAGGGAACUACUUGAGUUGUUGGGUCGCCGUGGCUAUUUCUUGAAUGUUAAGUUCACUAUGGAAGGAGAUAUAGCAGUUGCUCAGCUCAGUGUUCAGCUAGAGAAAGUUUAUUUAGUGAGGACAGGGCGUGACAAGAAGAAAAAAGUUGCGAAAGGUCAAGCAGCUUUACUAUUACUGAAGGAUCUUGAGAAACAAGGAAUUAGAACUCAUGAGCCCUCCAGUCCUAAUCAGCAUGAAGGAAAAUCUUCCGAUAAUUCUUGUCUAGCAAUUGAUGUGGAUAUCAGCAUGCCACCAAGAGACAAUGAAACAGUUGAAUCCAAGAAAUCAUGUGAUCCAAGUCUCAAUGAACAAGUGGUUUUGUCAGUGAAUAUGAAGAAAGGGGGGCCUCGAACUGCACUAAAUGAGCUUUGUCAAAAAUCACAGUGGCCAAGGGCUCGGUUUGAAUCAGAAAGUUGCAAGCUCAGUGCUGGAGAGAAGAAUGGGCACCUACAUUUUGUCUCGAUCAUUAAGCUGCAUAUACCGAAUUGCCCUUGUAUCAGUCUGAAAGGAGAAAUGCGCCCAGAUAAAAAGGCUUCCCAAGAUUCAGCUGCAAUUAUCAUGCUUUAUGAGCUCCAGAAACAAGGCAGAUGCUGCUUGAAGGAAGUGUGACUGAUCCCCAGGGCUAGAUGCUCAGAUUGGGGCUUUGUGGAUGUUAUUUAUGUGAAAUACAUUUGAUUAUUUAUGUGGAUCUCAUUGAUUGCUCUAUAAGCACAUUUACAAUGCAAGGACUCUUGCUUAGUGCAAGUUCAAUUGGUUGUUGCUCGUUA